GGAGGGGGCUGUCUCCCGCCGCCGGCGCCGCCUGCCGCGCUCCGCGGUCACCGCCCGCCUCCCCUCGGGCGCUCUCCUCGCACGUACCUGUGUGGGAGGGCCCGUCCUCCCCGCCCCGCCUGGCCGGCUGCCGGCGGUGCCCCCUCGCGGGGAAUGGUUUCUUCCCGGUUCCCCGCCGUAACCUCCCGCUCCUCCUCCCGCUAGUCCCCGGCUCGGCAGGCGCCGGCUCGGGUGCUGCCGACGGGGAGAGCCCCGCCGCGCCGCCCGUGAGGCGCUGCACGCUCCGCCCGGCCCGGCCAGGCUCCGCGGCACCCCGCCCCGCCCGGGAGGACCGGAGCGCUCGGGGGCCUCCCGCUCCCCCGCCUCGACAGAAAAACACUCCCUUUCUGUAUUUCUGAUCGUUUGGAUACAUUCCACAUAUUUCCGGAUCUGACCACCAGUUUGAAAGUGUUAGAAGAGGCCAGGAGAUCAAGCCUGUCAGCAGUUAUUAGAGGGAGAAAAUACCUAGAAAGGGUUAAGAAAGAAAUCUAAAAAGUGCCAGGGACAGGCUAAAUGGGAAGGAGCUAGUGCUGCACCAUGUCUUUCCCUGGUGUACCAGCGCUGCCUGAAGCUGUAUCGGUUGUCAAUUAUGGAUAGAAAAAUCUGUUUCCCGAGGGCUGACUCUUCAGAUAGUUUCAGCAAUGCAACACUAACGCCAACCGGGGAGCAGGGAUUGCGGUGCUGUGAUGUUGUCCUUCCAUCCCUGUGGUCAUCCGCCAAGUUCUGUAACUAGAUCGUCAGCGUGUCUCCAUUUCAGGGCGAAAGCUCCUUAUGUCAGGAGCUUUGAGGAUUUCUUCCCGGCUGCUGUGCGUUUCCAGACACUUCUGACAGCACUGAGUAAAUUGCAUUAAUGGGCUCAGAGGAGAGCAGUCUGCUAGUUUUAAAAUCUACUCUAAAAUAUUCCACUGUUGAUAUUUAUCCAUUCCAGAACUAAUAUUUACUACAACCAGAGACUGAAAUGGUAUGACUGGAGCUUUAAAUAAUUUGGCUUUGACAGCUCCAUCGUUUUCUGAGAACUUGGAACGGAAUUUGGGCUCUGCUUCUGCACUAUCCUAGGUUAUAAUGCCAUCCUUGCCUAAUGAGGGAGAUAACCAUGGAACUGCUCCUCUGACUUUGAGUUCGGAACUACCCUAUCAAAGCACAAUUAAAAGAAAAGUCAGAAAGAAGAAGAAUGGAGUCAUCACUGCAAAUGUCGCUGGCACGAAAUAUGAAAUUGUACGCGUAGUAAUACAAGAAAUGGGAUUUGUGAAAACACGUGAUGAAGAUGAAACAGCUAAUCUUAUAUGGAGUGAUUCUGCUGUGCAACAAGAAAAGAUCGCUGAACUUCGGAACUAUCAGAGAAUCAACCAUUUUCCAGGAAUGGGAGAGAUCUGCAGAAAGGAUUUUCUGGCGAGAAACAUGACUAAAAUGAUCAAGAGUCAGCCUCAGGAGUAUAGUUUUAUUCCUCGAACAUGGAUCUUCCCUGCAGAAUACACACAGUUUCAGAACUAUGUAAAAGAACUGAAGAAGAAACGUAGACAGAAAACAUUCAUAGUCAAACCAGCUAACGGUGCAAUGGGACAUGGGAUCUCUUUAAUAAGAAAUGGAGAAAAGUUACAAGCUCAGGAUCACUUGAUUGUUCAGGAAUAUCUUGACAAGCCAUUUCUUAUGGAAGGCUACAAGUUUGAUUUACGUGUGUAUAUUCUUGUAACCUCCUGUGAUCCAUUAAAAGUAUUUUUAUAUCAUGAUGGACUGGUGAGAAUGGGCACAGAAAAGUACCAUCCCCCCAGUGACUCAAAUUUGAGUCAGUUGUAUAUGCAUCUGACUAACUACUCUGUCAAUAAACAUAAUGAACACUUUGAACGGGAUGAAACGGAAGACAAAGGAAGCAAACGCUCCAUAAAAUGGUUUACUGAGUUUCUAGAAACAAAUAAUCUUGAUGUCUCCAAAUUCUGGAGUGAUAUUUCAGAGUUAGUAGUGAAGACUCUCAUAGUUGCAGAGCCACAUGUUCUUCAUGCUUAUCGCAUGUGCAGGCCAGGGCAAGCACCUGGAAGUGACAGUGUCUGCUUUGAAGUCCUGGGAUUUGAUAUUCUGCUGGACAGAAAACUAAAACCAUGGCUCCUAGAGAUUAAUCGUGCCCCAAGCUUUGGAACUGAUCAAAAAAUAGACUAUGAUGUAAAAAAAGGCGUUCUGCUAAAUGCAUUAAAGCUUCUCAACAUACGGACAAGUGAUAAAAGGAGAAAUCUAGCUCAACAGAAGGCUGAGGCUCAAAAAAGACUCUAUGGUCAAGGUUCAAUGAAAAAACUGUUGCCAGGUUCCUCAGAGUGGGAGAAGCAGCGCCACACACUGGAAAGGAGAAAAGAAGAACUGAAGGAAAGACUUGCACAAGUACGUAAACAGAUUUCCAAAGAGGAGCAUGAAAAUAAACACAUGGGGAACUACAGGCGAAUUUACCCUCCUGAUGAUAAGACAUUACUUGAAAAGUAUGAGAGUUUAUUAGCCACUGCUUUUCAGACGUUUCUUGCUGGGAGAGCAGCUUCACUUCAGCGGGAAAUGAAUAACCCUUUAAAAAGAAUGAAGGAGGAGGACAUUUUGGAUCUUCUGGAGCAGUGUGAAAUAGAUGACGAAAAACUAAUGGGAAAAUGCACCAGGCAGCGAGGACCUAAGCCCUUGUGUUCAAUGCCAGAAAGCGCACAGCCCUCAAGAAAACUUAAGAACUACAGUAGUGACAGUAGCUGCGAUAGUGGUAGCAGUAUGUCAGAAUCGGGAGAAGAAAUUGAAAAGGAAGAUCACAAUGAAAAAAAGGAGAAAAAAGUUUCAUAUGAUCUUGAAGAAAAUAAAUGCAAAUCUUUGGAACGAUCAGGUAGAAUGAACUGGAAACCUUCGAUUAAAAAUAUAAAAUCUCCAUCAUAUUCACCCCCCACAUCAUCCACAGGUCCAAUAAGGCGUUCUGUGAGCUGCCCUCGUUCAAUAUCGAUAUUGACUAUGCAGUCACAGGCAGCUGAGCAUCGUCCCUUUUCAGCCAAAACAUCUCUGCAAAUCCAGCGUGCAUCCCCAGUGAAUAGGUCUCAUUCUUUAAAUCGCAGCCCAUCUUCAGCUAGAGGAGUCUCUCAGACAUCCAGCUUGGGAACUAUGAACUCUUCAGGGAGUGAGUCUUUGCUGCAACAGAAAACAAAGGAGCAAGAAGUUGCUUUGACAAAAGAGACUCUUCUCAUUAUCAAUGACAUGAGAAUGAAGUUCCCAGGAAAAACAGAUGAAGAAUCAGAAUUAAUUAUAGAAGAUAUUAUGGACAAUUGGAAGUAUCAUAAAACAAAAGUGGCAUCCUAUUGGUUGGUAAAACUGGAUUCUGUAAAGCAACGAAAAGUUUUGGAUAUAGUCAAGACAAGUGUUCGUGCAGUUCUACAGCGUGUCUGGAAGGCUCCAGACAUUGAAAAUUUACAUCUGUACCGUCUCUUUAACCGUGUAUUUAAUCGGUUACUUUGGAGCCAUGGUCAAGGUCUGUGGAACUGUUUCUGUAAUUCAGGGAGCUCUUGGGAAACCAUAUUCAGUAAAAGCACAGAGGUGGUGACUCCUGAGCAACUCCAGUGUUGCCAACGAGUAGUACAGCUUUGUAAACACUGCCUGCUCGUGGUUUAUAAACAUUCAUCAGACUCAAGAGGAUCCCCAACUGGGAUUAGCCCCCACUGGGAUGAUACAAGGUAUUUAUUGCCAGGACCUUCACUGUUCAUCAUGAAAUCAUCCUCAUCCAACCUUAGCUGUGGUUCAUCUGGAAUGCCUCGCCCUAACAUUUUGUUCACACACAGAUACAGUCACUUGUGAAGCAGAAGGAAAGUUGCUGGUUAUUUGUAAAUAAUGGCACUCUUUUUUUUUUUUUUCAAAUUAAAAUUUGUGAUGGAGCUAAAUAUAAGCACUGUUAUAUAUUUACUACCAUAUUAUGAUAACAUUUAGCUGAAAACCUACUGUAAAAGCAUAACUUUUCUGGAAACAUAAUAAACCUUGUUAAGUUGUUUACACACACAUGUGAAUGUGUAGAUCUUGCUAGGUUUAUAAGUAAUUCCUUCCUACUAGAAAUGUUAUUUUUGCUGCAGAAUAUGUAAAAUGGAAUUGAUCUUGAAGAUCCUAUUACAGUGUUAUAUUAUUUUGUAAGUACAAUACUUUGACUUAAAUAUUAUUUAUUGUAAAGUAUACUAUUUAUUGUCUCAAAUGUAAUUGAUCCUUUAACAAGGCAGAUGAUUAAAAAACUGUAGUAGAACAGUAUAACUGUAACGGUCAUCGAAAAUAAUCUGAUCAUUUCUUUGACAUGUUUAAAAUAAUCCCCAAAACUCUCUAAGCCAAACCUAAAGCAGACAUCUCCUCUGAAAUUACAAGAUCUAUUUAAUGCUGCUAUUUUUCUUGAAGGACACAGUAUAGUAUCUUUUAGUCAAAGUGAAGGCAUGUAGUACACAAACAUUAAAAGUAUCAGUUUAGGCAUACAGUUUCUAAUUGGUUCUUGUAAUAAAAUGGAAGCCAAUGUUUGUCACCCGAUUUUCAUUCACGUUACCUACGGCCUGUGCCUUUAGGUUUCCUUUGGGAGCAAGCAGUCAUCCCCAACUCGCACAAGCAUGCAUAGUGGAUAGUUUUUCUCUUUUACUGCACAAGUGGUAAAGCAGACAUUUUUAGGAAAUACUGCAGCUGUAAUUAUUAUUUCAACCUUAAACUGCUUGGUUUGUUGUAGUUAUUAGCAUACAGUCCAGUACCUACUGUAGAAUGUAUCCUUGCCAUGGACAGUAUUUUCUAGAUUGCUGACAACUUUAAAUGCUGGAAAUCUAAUUCAUUAGAAAGCUCUCAUUCAGAUUGAGCUUCCUGGGCCUGGCUGAAGGGCACAAAAAGACAACGAGCCAGAGCAGGAACCUAGAAUUACCAGGAUUUGUAACCUGAAAACGUCAUUCAGGUUUUGCUACAGACACCCAGUCGUCCCACUCAGCAUUGUGCUAUACAAGCCUUAUUCAUUAGAGAAACAAUUAUUUAAAAAACCCAGUUAAUCUAGAUUUAAAAAUGAAGUAAGUUUUUUAACUAAGUAAAGGACAGAGUAGUUAUUAUUUACCAAAGACUUGUUUACUUACCAGUCAUGUAACCAUGAAAAGUGUUUGUAAAUUAACAAUAUAUUUCAGGUAUACUUAAAAAAUUAAUUUAGGGGCUAAUUAUCCUCAGGAGCAAGUAUGUUAGAGGUUUUUGAUAUCCAGAGAUUUAAGGCAAAUUUAAGAGACUUAGGAAAUUUGAGACUGAAGUUGUCUGGAAAUGUAUGUUUGUUUGGUUGGUUUUUUAAUUUUAGUCAUAGCAUAUAUAAAACUGGGAAUUUUGGUGAGAUUUUUGAUGCCUGUGCUGUAGUGCCUCAGCUCUAGAACUACAGGAUAUAAGAGAACAAGACUAUUUGUAAACAACUAAAAAAACCUCUUGAGAUUAGCCAGGUAUAAGCGGUCUUCUCAUCUGGUAAAGGCAUCUUCAUUUUUCUGGUAAUACUAGUUUAGUAAUAUAGUAUGUUCACAUUAACUGUGUGUCUCUUUUGGGUCCAUACAGUGACUGCUGAUAAAUCAUACUAUGGUUAUCUGUAAGACCUAAUAAAAAUUGUAAAUUCUCUC
Chroicocephalus ridibundus (black-headed gull) is the source of this 5636-nucleotide messenger RNA. RefSeq names its product tubulin tyrosine ligase like 7 (gene TTLL7). Lineage: Eukaryota; Metazoa; Chordata; Aves; Charadriiformes; Laridae. Gene Ontology annotation, molecular function: tubulin-glutamic acid ligase activity; tubulin binding. The coding region runs from base 1102 to 3837 and encodes 911 amino acids. The transcript has 24 exons. Gene Ontology annotation, biological process: microtubule cytoskeleton organization; protein polyglutamylation. The record is from RefSeq and is a predicted model, not a curated record. Gene Ontology annotation, cellular component: cilium.